This is a messenger RNA of Jaculus jaculus (lesser Egyptian jerboa), 3533 nucleotides long. It is a transcript of the gene Vps53, whose product is annotated as VPS53 subunit of GARP complex. Lineage: Eukaryota; Metazoa; Chordata; Mammalia; Rodentia; Dipodidae. The record is from RefSeq and is a predicted model, not a curated record. The coding region runs from base 84 to 2582 and encodes 832 amino acids. The transcript has 22 exons. Gene Ontology annotation, cellular component: GARP complex. Gene Ontology annotation, biological process: retrograde transport, endosome to Golgi.
CCGCGGCCGGAGGGCUACGCUCGUGGGCUCGGCGUGGGUGACCGAGCCCGAGCGGGGUUGGCAGGGGCUGCCGGGGACGAGGGAUGAUGGAGGAGGAGGACCUGGAGUUCGUGGAGGAGCUGGAGUCGGUGCUGCAGCUCACGCCCGAGGUGCAGCUGGCCAUCGAGCAGGUGUUUCCAAGCCAGGAUGCGCUGGAUCAAGCCGAUUUCAAUGCUGUUGAGUAUAUCAACACCCUGUUCCCAACGGAGCAGUCUCUGGCAAAUAUAGAUGACGUCGUGAACAAAAUUAGACUGAAAAUAAGGAGACUGGAUGACAAUAUCCGAACUGUUGUAAGAGGUCAGACAAACGUGGGGCAGGAUGGAAGGCAAGCACUUGAAGAGGCCCAGAAAGCUAUUCAGCAGCUCUUUGGAAAAAUCAAAGAUAUUAAAGACAAAGCUGAGAAAUCAGAACAAAUGGUAAAGGAAAUCACCCGCGACAUUAAGCAGUUAGAUCAUGCUAAGCGCCACCUGACCACCUCAAUCACAACGCUGAACCACCUGCACAUGCUGGCGGGUGGCGUCGAUUCCCUGGAAGCCAUGACCAGGCGCAGACAGUAUGGAGAAGUUGCUAAUUUGCUUCAGGGUGUAAUGAAUGUUCUGGAACACUUCCACAAGUACAUGGGAAUCCCACAGAUCCGGCAACUUUCUGAAAGGGUCAAGGCUGCGCAGACAGAGUUAGGACAGCAAAUUCUAGCUGAUUUUGAAGAAGCGUUUCCUUCACAGGGCACCAAGAGGCCUGGAGGACCCAGCAAUGUCCUGCGAGAUGCAUGCCUGGUUGCUAAUAUUUUGGAUACCAGAAUCAAACAGGAAAUCAUCAAAAAGUUCAUUAAGCAGCAUCUAUCAGAGUAUCUAGUACUUUUUCAAGAAAACCAAGAUGUCGCCUGGCUGGACAAAAUUGACAGACGCUACGCCUGGGUGAAACGUCAGCUUGUGGACUAUGAGGAGAAGUAUGGUCGAAUGUUUCCACGGGAGUGGCACAUGACUGAGAGGAUCGCCGUGGAGUUUUGCCAUGUGACAAGGACAGAACUUUCCAAGAUCAUGCGUGCCAGAGCUAAGGAAAUUGAAGUGAAAUUGCUUCUUUUUGCAAUUCAGAGAACCACCAACUUUGAAGGAUUUCUUGCAAAACGUUUCUCCGGCUGCACCCUGACAGAUGGAACUGUGAAAAAGCUGGAGUCCCCACCACCGUCUACCAACCCCUUCCUGGAAGACGAGGCAGCACAGGAGAUGGAGGAGCUGGCAAUGGAGAAAGCAGAGUUAGAUCAACCAAAGAAGCCUAAAGCACCAGACAAUCCCUUUCAUGGCAUUGUUUCCAAGUGUUUUGAGCCUCAUCUCUAUGUAUACAUCGAGUCCCAGGACAAAAACCUUGGAGACCUGAUAGAUCGGUUCGUCGCCGAUUUCAAAGCCCAGGGCCCACCCAAGCCCAACACUGAUGAAGGAGGCGCUGUUCUCCCCAGCUGUGCGGACCUCUUUGUCUACUACAAGAAGUGCAUGGUGCAGUGCUCACAGCUCAGCACUGGUGAGCCCAUGAUUGCCCUUACCACCAUUUUCCAGAAGUACCUUCGAGAAUAUGCCUGGAAAAUCCUCUCUGGCAACCUGCCCAAAACCAGUAGCAGCAGCGGAGGGCUGACCAUCAGCAGCCUCCUCAAGGAGAAGGAGGGCUCCGAGGUAGCCAAGUUCACCUUGGAGGAGCUCUGCCUCAUCUGCAGCAUCCUGAGCACAGCUGAGUACUGUUUGGCUACCACGCAGCAGCUAGAAGAAAAACUCAAAGAAAAAGUUGAUGUAAGUCUGACUGAGCGAAUUAACCUCACAGGAGAAAUGGACACUUUCAGCACGGUUAUCUCCAGCAGCAUCCAGUUGUUGGUUCAGGAUCUGGAUGCAGCCUGUGAUCCUGCCCUGACCGCCAUGAGCAAGAUGCAGUGGCAGAAUGUGGAACACGUUGGUGAUCAGAGCCCCUAUGUCACUUCAGUCAUUCUUCACAUUAAGCAGAAUGUCCCCAUCAUCCGUGACAACCUGGCUUCUACCCGGAAAUAUUUCACACAGUUCUGCAUUAAGUUUGCAAACUCCUUCAUUCCCAAGUUCAUCACCCACCUCUUCAAGUGCAAGCCAAUUAGCAUGGUGGGUGCAGAACAGCUGCUGCUGGACACCCACUCCCUGAAGAUGGUCCUCCUCGACCUCCCUUCCAUCGGCUCACAGGUGGUGAGGAAGGCGCCUGCCAGCUAUACCAAGAUUGUUGUGAAGGGCAUGACCCGGGCUGAGAUGAUCCUCAAGGUGGUGAUGGCUCCUCAUGAACCUCUGGUGGUUUUUGUUGACAACUACAUCAAACUCCUUACAGACUGCAACACAGAAACCUUCCAGAAGAUACUGGACAUGAAGGGGCUGAAGAGGAGUGAGCAGAGCAGCAUGCUAGAACUCUUGCGCCAAAGGCUCCCUACUCCCCCCUCGGGUACAGAGGGUUCCAGCUCGCUGUCCCUGAUGACUCCAACACCAGAACAGGAAUCAUCCCGCAUCCGAAAACUGGAGAAACUAAUUAAAAAGAGACUGUAAGGAACAUAGACAUUGCAUUGACCCUAAGAAGCCACUUCCUGGAAGCCACCACAACAUGACUGUCAGACCCCCAGUCUUGAGACCUCCUGGAACAUUUGGCAUAUUAAAGUACCUCUCCCAUGUCCAGCUGGGGGAGACAGGAGAGAACUGUGUUAUAAGAAGACAAUUUAGAAUGUUUUUGAUUCCUACAGCCAAGGCAGUAGUAGAUGAAAGGACCCUGUGCCACUUGCUAUCUUAAGGCUGUCCUUGAUGGUAGAGUUGUCACUGAUUCAUGUCACCUCACCUGUGCAGUCCUCCCCUCCAGCUGUAGGCCCUCUUGACUUCCCACCUAUGCCCCAGGCUUGGCUGAGGAAGCCAGGACCCCUCGGCCCCUGCUUCCUCCUGCUCCUGCUUCAGGUCAUGACCUCUGCAGCAAGAAACUGCCUUAACCCCCUGUCUCUGGGAUUGGCUGGGGCCCUGAGCAAACUAAGUGGCCAAUGACAGAAUGGGACACUAGCCUUUCUUUGUGAAGACACUACAAGCAUGGCACUUUUCCACGUUGAUUGUUAUUUCCUGGGACAUAACUUCCUUCUGGUUACUUUCAUGACAUGGCCAAGUUGUCCCCAUGUCUCCACAGACUCUAGAGGAAAGAUGCCCUGUGUAUCUCUUGCUGGGGGAGGAGACAGGCCAUGUGGAUGUGGAUGUAGAUGUGCCCGACCUGAGCAGCAGGUAUCCAUCCUGUCUGCUAUUGGAGGCACACCUGAAGCUGACUUGCACCCAGGGUUCUUCUUCGCACUGUCACUGAGUUACAGAGCAGAUUGUCUGUACACUUCACUCUGCUGCUGACUUGCAGGGGAGGCAUUGCCUUCUGAGCAGGGAAACCAAAAAGUUUUCUUGAAAGCGCUUUCCUAGGCUCUGUCUAUGGCAGCUGUGAGAAGGAAUAAAAAAACGGGCCUGUGCCAUCUGAUCUUC